CCUGUAAAGUUUUUUGUGGAUCAGCAGCGCGUCCAAAAUGGCUGCGUGCUUUUAUCUUGUGGCCAAGCGCAGUAUUGUUACACAUUAGCUAGUUACCAGUUUUAUUAAAAUUGCAUUGUCAUUGCCACAGCACACAGGAGUAGGCAUUGCUUAUGACAAAUUUGAUUAUGUGAUUUUUCUUUGGUAGCGGUGAUUCGUGGAAUUUUCGCUGAAUUUACCUAGCCAGCUAGCUGGCUGGCAGGAGAAGCUAACUUUGCAUUUAACAACACAGCAGAGGCUAGUUGAAUGAAUGCCUGAUAGAUGUCUUGUCUGAGUUCAAGUUCCUUGGGCUUUAUAAGUUACUGGAAAAAUUUGUUCUCAUAAUCAAAGCUGGCUUUGAGGAUCAGUCAUCUCACGUAGCUACGAUAUCGUCAAAAUAAUAUUAAGUCUCAGGAUGCCUGAGAUUAAAGUAACUCCGUUGGGCGCUGGGCAAGAUGUUGGUCGAAGCUGCAUUUUGGUUUCCAUCGGUGGAAAAAAUAUCAUGCUGGAUUGUGGAAUGCACAUGGGAUACAAUGAUGACAGGCGUUUCCCAGAUUUCUCCUACAUCAUUCAAAAUGGACGUCUAACAGAAUUCUUGGACUGCGUCAUUAUCAGCCAUUUCCACCUGGACCACUGUGGUGCACUACCCUACAUGAGUGAGAUGGUGGGCUAUGAUGGUCCCAUUUACAUGACCCAUCCCACCAAAGCUAUCUGCCCAAUCUUACUGGAGGACUUCAGGAAGAUCACUGUUGACAAGAAAGGAGAGACCAACUUCUUCACUUCACAGAUGAUCAAGGACUGCAUGAAAAAAGUGAUUCCACUGAACCUUCACCAAACAGUUCAGGUGGAUGAUGAGUUGGAGAUCAAGGCUUACUAUGCUGGGCAUGUUCUUGGGGCAGCCAUGGUGCAGAUCAAAGUAGGGGCAGAAUCAGUGGUUUACACUGGGGAUUAUAAUAUGACACCCGAUAGGCACUUGGGAGCGGCCUGGAUUGACAAGUGUCGUCCGGACAUCCUGAUCACGGAGUCGACCUACGCCACCACCAUUCGGGACUCCAAGCGCUGCCGGGAGAGGGACUUUCUGAAGAAGGUGCAUGAGACGGUGGAGAGGGGAGGGAAGGUUCUCAUUCCAGUCUUUGCUUUGGGAAGAGCUCAGGAACUCUGCAUUCUCCUGGAGACAUUCUGGGAGCGGAUGAAUCUUAAAGCACCCAUCUACUUCUCCACUGGUCUCACAGAGAAAGCCAACCACUACUACAAGUUAUUCAUUACCUGGACCAAUCAGAAGAUCCGCAAGACCUUUGUGCAGCGCAACAUGUUUGAGUUCAAGCACAUCAAGGCCUUUGACCGCUCCUAUGCAGACAAUCCUGGACCAAUGGUGGUGUUUGCUACCCCAGGAAUGCUACAUGCUGGACAGUCUUUACAAAUAUUCAAGAAAUGGGCUGGCAAUGAGAAAAACAUGCUUAUCAUGCCAGGCUACUGCGUGCAAGGCACGGUGGGAUACAAGAUUCUGAAUGGUCAGAAGAAGCUGGAGAUGGAGGGAAGGACUACGCUGGAGGUGAAGCUGCAGGUGGAGUACAUGUCUUUCAGCGCCCACGCCGACGCCAAGGGCAUCAUGCAGCUCAUCCGCAUGGCGGAGCCGCGAAACGUGCUGCUGGUGCACGGUGAGGCCAAGAAGAUGGAGUUUCUGAAGGACAAGAUCGAGCAGGAGUUCAGCCUGAGCUGCUUCAUGCCAGCCAAUGGAGAGACGGCAACCGUGACGACCAACCCCUGCGUGCCUGUGGACAUCUCCCUCAACCUCCUGAAAAGGGAGGCAGCCCUCGGAGGGCCCUUGCCGGACCCAAAGAAACCCCGCACCAUGCACGGGACCCUGAUCAUGAAGGACAAUACCCUGCGGCUGGUCUCCCCCGAGCAGGCCCUAAAAGAGCUGGGACUUAACGAACACCAGCUGCGCUUCACCUGCCGCCUGCAGCUUCAGGACCCCCACAGUGACACCGACACCCUCAGCCGGGUCUACACCCACCUCAAGAGCGUUUUGAAAGGGUACACCAUCCAGCACCUGCCCGAUGGCACUGUCAUGGUGGAGUCCAUCGUCAUCAAGGUCAACUCUUCCUCAGAAGACCCCAACAACAAAGUUCUGCUGCUCUCCUGGAGCUAUCAGGACGAAGAGCUGGGCAGCUUCCUGUCAACACUGCUGAGGAAAGGCCUUCCUGCCGGAUUGUGCUGAAAAGCAUUCCUCAAGGGCCAAGCUUAUCUCUGAAUUCAAUAUGUGGGGGUUUUUCUAUGAAAAUUUUAUAAAUAAAAGCUGUACCAUUUGGUUUGUAUCAGUAAAA
Molecule: messenger RNA, 2345 nt
Organism: Conger conger (European conger)
Lineage: Eukaryota; Metazoa; Chordata; Actinopteri; Anguilliformes; Congridae
Gene: ints11
Product: integrator complex subunit 11
Exons: 17
Coding region: 434-2239 (601 amino acids)
Biological process (GO): snRNA processing
Cellular component (GO): nucleus
Source: RefSeq, a predicted model, not a curated record